GGUCCACAAUAGGUCGAGUCACUGGUUCAGCUGAUGAUGUGGAAGAGGCGCCCGACGCCUUCAACGCCGCGGCGCAGAGCUUAUCUCGCGAUCUUUCUACAUUCGGGUCACUUAGCCGUUGUGUUGAAAAUGGGGGCUAUCAUGCGACUGCAGAGGCGAAGGCAGUAUGGAUCUGUACGAGCUCGUGCAACUUCUGCCAUAUAAAGGCCGCCGAUCGGCAGUGCUAUCUGUAGAGAAAGAUCAGUGUUCUCUGUGCUCACAUCCUCGGACUCGCUGACACAAUCGUAUUUGUAAUUAUCAGGAUCGAAUCUCUAGUCACACAGUCUUUUUAAUGAGAUCCUUCACCUCUUUGACCUGGCUUGGGCUGCUGGGAUUCCCAGCUUCCGCCUACGCAGCCCCUUUUCUGGAGUCUCGCGGGGAAGCCGUAGACAUUCAGUCGAUAUUUUCUAGCUCCAAUACGAGCUGGGCCUCUGGAACGACCCUGUCGUUUCCGAACUCUCAACAAUUCGAACUUGCGACUGAGCGGUGGUCGACCACCCAAGCUCCAUCAUACGUAGCUGCUAUCAGUCCAGCGAACGAGAAAGAUGUAGCCCUGGCCGUCAAGCUCGCAACCCGAUUUAACAUCUCUUUCCUUGCGACGGGAAAACGCCACGGAUACACCACAACUCUGGGCAAGCUCCAAAGAGGCUUGGCCAUCGACCUCUCGAAGCUCAACUCAUUCGAGGCUGACGUCAAUGCCCGCACCGUGACCCUUGGCGGUGCAGCCGGCAUUGGUGAUUUCCAAGAUGAACUAUACGCCAUGGGCCUGAUGGUCCCGCAUGGCUCCUGUGCUUGUCCGGGCUACGUUGGACUGACGGUCGGCGCCGGCAUCGGACGCUACAUGGGCACCAUGGGCUUGGUGACGGACCACUUGCUCUCGGCGCGCGUCGUCACGGCAAAGGGCGACAUCAUCACUGUUUCGCAGACGGAGAACUCGGAUCUCUUCUGGGGCCUGCGCGGCGCCGGCGCCAACUUUGGUAUCAUCACUUCAGCCACGUACCGUGCUGAACGGGCGGCCGACCACAACAACGGCUUUGUGCUGACGGCUGACCUGCACUACAGGCCCAACAGCACAGCUGCCUACUUCGCGCACCUGGAGAAAACCAAGUUGCCUGCCAACGUCGGCGGCGUACACUUGACUAUCUAUAACGCCACCGAGGGCCAGGCCGAGCUGCUCGCCAAUUGGGUCUGGAUCGGACCCGAGCGUGAGGGCCGCGCCUUCAUGGAGCAAUUCUUAGCGCUGGGCCCGGCCUCGGUCGACAACUACGAAUACGUCCCGUGGAACCGGUUGCUGGGCACGUCGGUCAGCGGGUUCGGGGCGGGCGGCAACUGCAUCGGUGACCAGUACCGCAAUACAUACUCCUCGAACCUGAAGACGGUGUCGGCGGCUUCGAUGCAGCGCACCUUCACCAGACUACAGAAGUGGUACGUCGAUCAUCCCAACGCGCGCAACACUGGGACCAACCUCGAGGUGUUCCCCAACGACGCUGUCGCUGCCGUGAGCGACGACGCCACCGCAUAUCCCUGGCGCGACACCAAGGCCUACAUGGUCGUCGGGAUCAUGGUCGACGACGUGAACAACAAGACACUGCUGGACGCUGGUGACCAGCUCUCACGCGAACUGCGCGCCGACUGGGAUGCGACAGGUGGCUACGCUGCCGAGGGCGGCGCCGUCUACAUCAACUACGCGCACGGCGACGAGUCGCUCGAGAGUAAAUAUGGUGCCCGCAAGCUGCCGCGACUUGCGGCACUCAAGAAAGAGUGGGACCCUAAGAACGUCUUUGCUUACAACAAUGUACUGUCGACUCAGUACCCGUAGAUGGGUCUGGGGCUUGAGCAGCAUGUUUUCCAGACUGUAAUACCUUCUUUCAUAUAUAUAUAAAUAGUCAUAUUAUUACAUUUUACAUCGCAUAUAAGUAAAUGGGGAUGGGACAGACCUUGGAUAGGCUAUAUAGAC
Molecule: messenger RNA, 1996 nt
Organism: Pseudomassariella vexata
Lineage: Eukaryota; Fungi; Ascomycota; Sordariomycetes; Amphisphaeriales; Pseudomassariaceae
Exons: 1
Coding region: 332-1858 (508 amino acids)
Molecular function (GO): oxidoreductase activity; FAD binding
Source: RefSeq, a predicted model, not a curated record